AUGGCUGUCGUGUGCCCAUUGUCAGGGAGCCAAUCAUUUUCAGAGCCACAGUGUGCCAUUCCAGCCGGGGGCAGCCGAGGGCAGGUACAGGGACGCGUCCCAGUAACACAGACCGCCACUAACAUCACAGUAACACAGACCGCCACUAACAUCACAGUAACACAGACCGCCACUAACAUCACAGUAACACAGACCGCCACUAACAUCACAGUAACACAGACCGCCACUAACAUCACAGUAACACAGACCGCCACUAACAUCACAGUAACACAGACCGCCACUAACAUCACAGUAACACAGACCGCCACUAACAUCACAGUAACACAGACCGCCACUAACAUCACAGUAACACAGACCGCCACUAACAUCACAGUAACACAGACCGCCACUAACAUCACAGUAACACAGACCGCCACUAACAUCACAGUAACACAGACCGCCACUAACAUCACAGUAACACAGACCGCCACUAACAUCACAGUAACACAGACCGCCACUAACAUCACAGUAACACAGACCGCCACUAACAUCACAGUAACACAGACCGCCACUAACAUCACAGUAACACAGACCGCCACUAACAUCACAGUAACACAGACCGCCACUAACAUCACAGUAACACAGACCGCCACUAACAUCACAGUAACACAGACCGCCACUAACAUCACAGUAACACAGACCGCCACUAACAUCACAGUAAGUUGCACUGCAGCAUUGUGUUUCUGGGUACACAGUGGUGUUGCGAACUUCCCAGAGAAAACUCACCGCUCUUUGUGCCUUGAUGUUGAAAGUUCAGCUCCUGACUUAAUGAGGUCCAAGUCCCUUGAUAAGAUCAUCCAGUUCGCUUAG
Procambarus clarkii (red swamp crayfish) is the source of this 849-nucleotide messenger RNA. The record is from RefSeq and is a predicted model, not a curated record. Lineage: Eukaryota; Metazoa; Arthropoda; Malacostraca; Decapoda; Cambaridae.